UUUCCACUCUGUCGGCCUCUUGCGGGGCGCUCAGCGCCGGGGGUUUCGAACUUCCUGGGCUGGUUGGGAAUCGCGGCGCUUCCUCCCCGCCGGUAGAGCGCGCCCGAGGGACUGCGGCCGCCCCGGUCCCUCCGAGAGCCUCUGUCGGCUCCGCCAGCGCGGGUGGGGGUCGUGGCCAUGGCUCGGGGUGCCCGGUGGAGGCAGGGCCUUUUCUCCGUCCGGUGUGCGCUUCUCUUCAAAAGCUGCCACGACAAACACUGUGCCCUUUCUCCAGGGGAGAAACGUGUACGCAGUGGUGGAAAACGUCCGCGGGACCCUCUUCUCAGUGACCCGGCGAUUGCGGGCGUUCUGUUGUAAGUAUGCUGUAAUUUAAUAAAAGAAGUUCGAGAAAUGGAUCUAAGCAUUCUACUUCAUAAGGUUGAGCAAGAAAUACAGAAGUAGAAGAAAAUAUACUGAAUGAAUAAAAAUAAAACUAAUGAUGGAAAAAAGUAAUAAUAAGAAAAGAGAUGGCUAAAGAGUGAUGUUUGAUGAUUGAGAAAAAAUGUCUAUUGCUUAAUGAUGGAUAUUGUGAACUGGUUACCCAGACACUCCAGUAGUCAAAGAGAAAUUGAGAUCAACCUCUUAAUUUAAACUCAAAAGCUUCUCUGACGUGGUCUUCUGAGCAAGAAAUGGAAUAUUUUGGAAAUUCCCACUAUCAGAUUCACAAGAUGGCAGCCCUUGAUGUGAAUCAGGUGUGUGGUCAUCUUUCUUGGGACCCUUACUGUCUUCAUGAGGGGAAAAUUGAGGAGGCAAGGAUGGUGGCUGGGUUACUGAUGAAUUCUUCUCAGCACUUAGUGACCUUCGAGGAUGUGGCUGUGAACUUUACCCAGGAGGAGUGGACUUUGUUGGAUCAAACACAGAGAGAUCUCUACAGAGAUGUGAUGCUGGAGAACUACCAGAAUCUCAUUAUACUAGGAUACGAAUCAUGCAAACCUGAUCUCAACUCUUCAAUGGGAGGAGCAGAAGAGCUGAGGACAGGAGGGAGAGGAAUUCUGCAGGAAUUGGAUUUGCAGCUCAAAACCAAAGGUUCCACAUCCCUUCAAGAUAUUUCUUCGGAAAAAACAUCAAAUGGAAUACAGUUGGAGAGAAGCAAUGCUGGAGGGAAGCGAUAUGGCUCUCACCUGUAUGGAAGAGCAUUUAGUGGGCACUUAUUUAUGACUCACAGUAGACAGAAAACUUCUAAGGGUAAUCAGAAUGGGAAAGCCUUUAAAAAGAACUUUAUUUGUACUUUGCUCAAGGAAAUCCCUGUUGGGGAGAAAACUUCUGAGAGUGUUCAACAUGAUAAAGCCUUUUGUCAGCUUUCAAAUCUUACUGGGCACAAGAAAACUCAGACACAAGGGAAAGUAUGUGAAUGCAAAGACUGUCAGAGAACUUCUGUUGAUCAGUCAUCCCUUAAGAUACAUAUGAGACACCACACUGGAGAAAAACCAUAUGAAUGUAAAGAAUGUGGGAAAGCCUUCCCUCAUUCCUCAUACCUUACAGAUCAUAGACGAAUUCACAGUGGAAAAAAGCCGUAUGUAUGCAUGGAAUGUGGGAAAGCCUUUACUCGAUCUACAGGACUUAUUUUACACAUGCGAAUUCACACUGGAGAAAAACCAUAUGAAUGUAAGGAAUGUGGAAAAGCUUUUAUUCACUCUUCAUACCUUACAAAACAUGUAAGAAUUCACAGUGGAGAAAAGCCAUAUUUAUGUAAGGAGUGUGGGAAAACGUUCACUCGUUCCUCAGGACUUGUCUUACACGUGCGAACACACACUGGAGAGAAACCCUAUGUAUGUAAGGAAUGUGGGAAAGCCUUUAAUAAUUCUUCAAUGCUCAAUCAGCAUGUAAGGACACACACUGGAGAGAAGCCAUAUGAAUGCAAGCAAUGUGGGAAAGCUUUCACUCAGUCUUCAGGCCUUACCACACAUUUAAGAACUCACACUGGAGAGAAGGCCUAUGCGUGUAAAGAAUGUGGGAAAGCUUUUGCUCGUUCUACAAAUCUUAAUAUGCACAUGCGAACGCAUACUGGAGAAAAGCCCUACAAAUGUAAAGAAUGCGAGAAGGCCUUUAGAUACUCCACAUGCCUUAAUAUUCACAUGCGAACUCACACUGGAGAGAAACCAUAUGAAUGUAAGGAAUGUGGGAAAACCUUUGCUCAAUCUUCGGCACUUGCUAAACAUUUAAGAACUAAGGCAUGUGAAAAAACCUGUAAAUGUUCUUCAGACUUUAGUAUUCACAUCUAAACUCAUCUGGAUAAAGUACCUUAUGAAAGUAAAGAAUG
Molecule: messenger RNA, 2299 nt
Organism: Mirounga angustirostris (Northern elephant seal)
Lineage: Eukaryota; Metazoa; Chordata; Mammalia; Carnivora; Phocidae
Product: zinc finger protein 846
Exons: 8
Coding region: 669-2261 (530 amino acids)
Biological process (GO): regulation of transcription by RNA polymerase II
Cellular component (GO): nucleus
Molecular function (GO): RNA polymerase II cis-regulatory region sequence-specific DNA binding; DNA-binding transcription factor activity
Source: RefSeq, a predicted model, not a curated record